AUGAAAAUAGACUAAAAUUUAGUUGCAUUUAUUACUGGUGCUUCAAGUGGAUUUGGAUUAGAGGUGGCAAAAGACCUUUUAGAAAAAGGAUGUAAAUGCUAUUUAACAGACAGAGACAAUAUAGAUCCAAAGUUCCUUGCUAGCUAUCCAAAAGAUAGAGUUGUAUUCAGAAAUUUAGAUGUUACAGACGAAGAAGGAAUAAAAAAAGCUAUUGAAGAUUGUGCAAUAUAAUUUGGACAUAUAGAUGCUGUUUUAAAUAGUGCUGGUGUUAAUAUUCCUGCUUAUUUAUCAAUAAUUGAUGAAAAAUUCAGUCCCACACAUGUUAAUAAAUGCUUUAAUAUAAAUGUUGUUGGUACUUUUAAUGUGAGUAAAUAUGCAGCUCUUUAGAUGGUAAAAUAAUAGAAUCAAGCAUAAUAGAAAAAAGAUUAUGUCAUAGUUAAUGUUGGUAGUGUUGCUUCAUUUAAUUCUAAUAACGGGAUGAGCAUUUAUGGAGCAUCUAAAGGAGCUGUAGCUGCUAUGACUCUUCCUAUGUCUAGAGACUUAGGAAGAUAUGGAAUUAGAGUUGUUUGUAUGUGCCCAGGUGUUUUUGAUACGCCAAUGGGUAAAAGUGCUCCUGAAAGGUUAUAUAAAGCUACAGCUAAAGGAACUUGCCUUGGAAGACAUGGCCAUCCUUCUGAGUUUAGCAACGCUUUUCAAGGAAUUCUUGAAUCUACUUUUAUGAAUGGAAAUCACUUUUUCUUAGAUAGCUCGUUUGCAACUCCUUCACUUUGA
Messenger RNA from Tetrahymena thermophila SB210, 771 nucleotides. Its product is annotated as short chain dehydrogenase reductase family protein, putative. Gene Ontology annotation, molecular function: oxidoreductase activity. The record is from RefSeq and is a predicted model, not a curated record. The transcript has a single exon. Lineage: Eukaryota; Ciliophora; Oligohymenophorea; Hymenostomatida; Tetrahymenidae.